UGUUGGGACAGGACAGCCCCAAUGGCGAAGUCUGAGGCAUCAGUGGUGACGAAGAAAUGGCGAGUGGGGUCAGCGAUCUUGAUGACGGGGGCGGUGGUGAUGAGUUGCUUGAGUUUGUCGAAAGCCACUUGGCGGCGUUCAGUCCAUGUGAAGGACUCCGUGGCGCGGGUGAGCUCAUGGAGAGGGUAGGAGACGUCGGAGAAGUUUUGAAUGAAGGGGCGGUAAUAGUUGAACUUUUGUUCUCGAACGAUGGAGAGAACUUUGCGAAGGUGUUCGAGGUGGGAUUCGAAGUUGGGGCUAAAGAUGACAAUAUCAUCAAGGUAGACCACGACACAAACUUCGAGGAGGUCACGAAAGAUGUGAUUCAUGGUAGAUUUAAAUGUGGCGGGGGCAUUGGUGAGUUCGAAGGGCAUCACGAGGAACUCGUAGUGCCCGAAGCGAGAGCGAAAGACAGUCUUGUGGGUGUCCUCCUCGUGGAUGCGGAUCUGGUGGAAGCCACUGCGGAGAUCAAUCUUGGUGAAAUACUUGGCUCCACGGAGACGAUCAAGAAGCUCGGAUAUGCGAGGGAGUGGGUACUUGUUCUUGAUCAUGAUCCGGUUCAGGGCACGGUAGUCUGUGCACAUGCGGAGUUCCGAGGUGCCGUUCUUCUUAACGAAGAGACAGUUGGUUCCGAAGGGGGAGGAGCUAGGCUUAAUGAAUUCUUUCUCAAGGAGUUCAAUAAGUUGUCGCUUCAUCUCUUGGGCCUCGGGGACGGAGAGCUGGUACUGAGGGCGACGAGGAGGAGAGUGGCCGAGCUCGAGAUCAAUGGUGUGGGAUACACCGCGUUGGUGAUGAAGUUGUCGGUGGCGCCAAUAUCAAGGAGGGUCCGGAACUUCACCGUCAAUGCACCGAGGGAAACGGGAAUGAACUUGAGCUGGAACUGUGCAGAUCCGGCACAAGCAGAGGAGAUCAUAGUGUUGAGGCGGCGUUGCUCGAGGCCUAACCUAAUGAGCCGAUUGUGGCGGGCUUGUUGCUCAACAAGGUCUGUGAAAGUGGUGGCGGAUGGGUUAGGGAGGAGGGUGGAAGAACACGUGGCAGUGGAGGGUUCAUCCGACGGAAUAGGGGACAUCGUCGGGAGGGGGGCAGGCGGAGUAGACUGCGACGCCUGGAGAUUGUCCGGUGGGAUUGAGCUCGUUCGAGGAGGUGGUGGAGGUGGUGUCCUCGAAGGCGAUGUUGUGGAAGAAGCGAGGGCGGGGAGGGGCCGAUUGGAGGUGGAUAUGAGAGGUUUUGAUUCGGGGGGGAUGGUUGAUGACUAUGUGACGGCGGGGGUUUUCGCCUUGGGCGAGAGGGGAGGUGGAGUGACCACGGUGGAGGUAGUGGUGGAUAAAGAUGGCGGUGAUGUUGAUGUGGACGUUGAAGCAGAGGCUUGUCUGGAGGAGGGGGUGGCUUGGGGUGUGGAGGAGGGGGGUGUGGUGGUGGUGACGACCGUGAUGGCUAGGGUGUUUCCCUCGAGCGUGGUGACACGGUCGGAGAUGGCGGCCAUGGUGGUGUUGAUGGAGUCAAGGGAGGAUUGGAGGGCAAUCAACGUUCGGAGGAAAGUUGCGAGUUCUGGGGUGGCGAUGGUCGAAGUUGGCGGAUUGCCUGCGAGUUCGUGGGCAAUGCUGUCGACGGAGUCGGGGCGAAGAUCAGACAUGUUGAUGGAUGAUUGAGCCAUGUUGGGGGAAGAGGGGGUGGAGGACGCAUCCGGAACAGAUGUGGAGGAUGUAGCAGCAGCAGUUGCGGCGGCAGCAGCAGCGGCGGCGGCGGCGGCACGUUGGGAGUUCUUGGUUUGGCGUGGUGGCAUGUGGGGAUGGGGGACACAAUUUCUUUAUCAAUAAAUUCAAAAUAAGGAUAAUUGCCAAGAUUUCGAAGGGAAUAAGGUUGGGGGGGAAGGGAAAGUGAGAAUUAAUUUUGAGUAAAUAAAUUUAUUCCGA
Chara braunii is the source of this 1952-nucleotide messenger RNA. NCBI's taxonomy places the organism in Eukaryota, Viridiplantae, Streptophyta, Charophyceae, Charales, Characeae. The record is from the annotation of a GenBank genome assembly.